Molecule: messenger RNA, 4855 nt
Organism: Lepus europaeus (European hare)
Lineage: Eukaryota; Metazoa; Chordata; Mammalia; Lagomorpha; Leporidae
Gene: ABL1
Product: ABL proto-oncogene 1, non-receptor tyrosine kinase
Exons: 11
Coding region: 104-3541 (1145 amino acids)
Biological process (GO): protein phosphorylation; regulation of apoptotic process
Molecular function (GO): protein binding; ATP binding; non-membrane spanning protein tyrosine kinase activity
Source: RefSeq, a predicted model, not a curated record
CGCGGCGGGCAUGCGCUGAGUGUGGAAGGCCGCCUGCGAGGCCCCCGAGCGUUCCCGAAGCUCCUGGACCCUCUUCUGGGAGGGGGAGCCCCGCGCCAACUUUAUGGGGCAGCAGCCUGGAAAAGUUCUGGGGGACCAGAGGAGGCCAAGCCUGCCCGCCCUGCACUUCAUCAAGGGAGCCGGGAAGAAGGACUCGGCGCGCCAUGGGGGCCCGCACUGCAACGUCUUCGUGGAGCACGAAGCCCUUCAGAGGCCAGUAGCGUCUGACUUCGAGCCCCCGGGGCUGAGUGAGGCUGCUCGCUGGAACUCCAAGGAAAACCUCCUCGCCGGGCCCAGUGAAAAUGACCCCAACCUGUUUGUUGCACUGUAUGAUUUUGUGGCCAGUGGAGAUAACACUCUAAGCAUAACUAAAGGUGAAAAGCUCCGGGUCUUAGGCUACAAUCACAAUGGGGAGUGGUGUGAAGCCCAAACCAAAAAUGGCCAAGGCUGGGUCCCGAGCAACUACAUCACGCCGGUCAACAGCCUGGAGAAGCACUCCUGGUACCACGGGCCCGUGUCCCGCAACGCCGCUGAGUACCUGCUGAGCAGCGGGAUCAACGGCAGCUUCCUGGUGCGGGAGAGCGAGAGCAGUCCUGGCCAGAGGUCCAUCUCGCUGAGAUAUGAAGGCAGGGUGUACCACUACAGGAUCAACACCGCUUCUGACGGCAAGCUCUACGUCUCCUCGGAGAGCCGCUUCAACACCCUGGCCGAGCUGGUCCAUCAUCACUGCACCGUGGCCGAUGGCCUCAUCACCACCCUGCACUACCCGGCCCCCAAGCGCAACAAGCCCACGGUGUACGGCGUGUCCCCCAGCUACGACAAGUGGGAGAUGGAGCGCACCGACAUCGCCAUGCGGCACCGGCUGGGCGGCGGCCAGUACGGGGAGGUGUACGAGGGCGUGUGGAAGAAGUACAGCCUCACAGUGGCCGUGAAGACCUUGAAGGAGGACACCAUGGAGGUGGAAGAGUUCCUGAAGGAAGCUGCAGUGAUGAAGGAGAUCAAGCACCCCAACCUGGUGCAGCUGCUCGGGGUCUGUACCCGGGAGCCCCCGUUCUACAUAAUCACUGAGUUCAUGACCUAUGGGAACCUGCUGGACUACUUGCGAGAGUGUAAUCGGCAGGAGGUGAACGCUGUGGUGCUGCUCUACAUGGCCACGCAGAUCUCGUCAGCCAUGGAGUACCUGGAGAAGAAGAACUUCAUCCACAGGGACCUUGCUGCCCGGAACUGCCUGGUAGGGGAAAACCACUUGGUGAAGGUGGCUGACUUUGGCCUGAGCAGGCUAAUGACGGGGGACACCUACACGGCCCACGCCGGAGCCAAGUUUCCCAUCAAGUGGACCGCGCCGGAGAGCCUGGCCUACAACAAAUUCUCCAUCAAGUCCGACGUGUGGGCGUUUGGAGUGCUGCUUUGGGAGAUUGCCACCUACGGCAUGUCGCCUUACCCGGGGAUCGACCUGUCCCAGGUCUAUGAGCUGCUGGAGAAGGACUACCGCAUGGAGCGCCCGGAAGGCUGCCCGGAGAAGGUCUACGAACUCAUGCGAGCAUGUUGGCAGUGGAGUCCCUCAGACCGGCCCUCCUUUGCUGAAAUCCACCAAGCUUUUGAAACGAUGUUCCAAGAAUCCAGUAUCUCAGAUGAAGUGGAAAAGGAGCUGGGGAGACGGGGCGCACGGGGAGCUGCGAGCACCUUGCUGCAGGCCCCAGAACUGCCCACCAAGACCAGAACCUCCAGGAGAGCCGCCGAGCACAGAGACGCUGCCGACGCCGCCGAUGUGCCCCACUCCAAGGGCCAGGGCGAGAGCGAUGCCCCGGACCAUGAGCCUGCCGUGUCUCCACUGCUCCCUCGGAAAGAGCGAGGCCCCCCGGAUGGCGGCCUGAAUGAGGACGAGCGCCUGCUCCCCAAAGAUAAGAAGACUAACCUGUUCAGCGCCCUGAUCAAGAAGAAGAAGAAGACGGCUCCGACGCCCCCGAAGCGCAGCAGCUCCUUCCGGGAGAUGGACGGCCCGCAGGAGCGCAGGGGUCCCGGCGAGGACGAGGGCCGGGACGUCAGCAACGGGGCGCCGCCCCUCACCCCCUCGGACGCAGCCGAGCCAGCCAAGGCUCCCAAGGCCAGCAACGGCGCCGGUGUUCCCAACGGGGCCUGCCGGGAGGCCGGGGGCUCGGGCUUCCGGUCCCCACACCUGUGGCAGAAGUCCAGCACGAUGACCAGCAGCCGCUUAGCAGCCGGCGAAGAGGAGAGCGGUGGCGGCUCCAGCAAGCGCUUCCUGCGCUCCUGCUCCGCCUCCUGCGUGCCGCACGGGGCCAAGGACGCAGAGUGGAGGUCGGUCACGCUGCCGCGGGACCUGCAGUCCACCGGGAGGCAGUUCGACUCGUCCACGUUUGGAGGGCACAAAAGUGAGAAGCCAGCUUUGCCUCGGAAGCGGGCCAGCGAGAACAGGUGCGACCAGGUGACCAGAGGCACCGUGACCCCCCCGCCCAGGCUGGCGAAAAAGAGCGAGGAAGCCGGGGACGAGGUCUUCAGAGACGCCGCGGCCGACGGCAGCCCGGGCUCCAGCCCUCCCGGCCUGACUCCGAAGCUCCAGCGGCGGCAGGUCUCGAUGGCUGCUGCCUCUGCAGCCCCCCACAAGGACGAGGCCGGGAAGGGCGGUGCCCUGGGGACUGCUGCUGCCGCUGAGCCAGGGCCCCCUCCCAGCAGGGCAGCGUCAGGCGCACCUGGGGGCCCCGGCAAGGGCCCCAGCGAGGAGCCCCGAGUAAGGAGGCACAAGCACGCCUCCGAGUCACCGGGGAGAGACAAGGGGAAGUUGUCCAAGCUCAAACCCGCCCCACCGCCUCCCCCAGCCCCCGUGGGGAAAGCCGGGAAACCCUCUCAGAGCCCGAGCCAGGAGGCAGCUGGGGAGGCAGCCGCUGGCGCGAAGACAAAAUCCACAAGCCUGGCUGUGGACGCAGCGAGCUGUGAGGCCGCCAAGCCUGGCCAGCCAGGGGACAGCCUCAAAAGGCCUGUGCUCCCGUCCGUACCAAAGCCACAGUCGGGCCCCAAGCCCUCGGGGACCCCCGCCAGCUCGGCCCCCACCCCUGCCUCGCUGCCAUCGGCGGCCGACCAGCCGUCUUCCACCGCCUUUAUCCCGCUCAUAUCCACGCGCGUGUCUCUUAGGAAAACCCGCCAGCCCCCAGAGCGCAUCGCCAGCGGCACCAUCACCAAGGGCGUGGUUCUGGACAGCACCGAGGCCCUGUGCCUGGCCAUCUCCAGGAACUCAGAGCGGAUGGCCGGCCACAGCGCCGUGCUGGAGGCCGGCAAAAACCUCUACACGUUCUGCGUGAGCUACGUGGAUUCCAUCCAGCAGAUGAGGAACAAGUUCGCCUUCCGAGAGGCCAUCAACAAACUGGAGAGCAACCUGCGGGAGCUGCAGAUCUGCCCGGCGGCGGCGGGCGGCGGCCCGGCGGCCACGCAGGACUUCAGCAAGCUGCUCAGCUCCGUGAGGGAGAUCAGCGACAUCGUGCAGAGGUAGCAGGAGCCAGGCCUGCAGCCCGCGAGGGCUCGCCCACGCCUGCUCCCACGCCAGCAGCUGGCUCUGGCUGCCCAGGUUGUGCACCAGCUGCCCUGCGCCAGCCCCGCCACCCCCGCCCUUGGGGAGGGCCUCCGUGGACUGCGGCUGGCACGCCGGGGUGGCUUCAGAUCGCGCUGAGCCCUCGGCCAGCUGGGGAGGUCGCUCCACUCGGUGCCUUCACUGCCGUUUCCCUCACGAACAGGAGCCUUGUCACCUCCAGGCCCACCGGCCUCGCAGCUCCCGGGUGAAGCCCGCGACAGACGACCCCCGGGCAGGCUGCGCGCUGUUGCCGGUCCCGCUCUGCAUUGGGGGCGCACAGGGCCAGAGCCAGCCAACCUGCGGGCCCCGGGCAGGCGGGGGCUGGGGGGUGAAGGCGGGGGUAUCCCCGCCAUCUGUCCACGCCGCGUCCCCAGGCCCAGUUCCUGUUCUCAUGUGACGUGCACUGUGAAUCCUGGGUAGCAAGCUUGAGUCUGGAGGGUGACAGGGUCGCUGUCCUGAGGCAGUGGCUCGCUGGGUGACCGGCUGGGGCAGGCCUGGCCCCGUGCCGUGGAAGGAUCUGCAUUGCUGACCAACCUCCCUCCCCCUCCUCAUCCAACACGAAGUGGAUCUUUGUGGGGCCCCUUUCUACUUCUCCCGGGAAGGAGCUGCCACUGCGCACCAGCACACGGGGGUGGGGGGUGGGGGGCUCUGAGCAGAGCUGGCGCACCCCUGACCGGGGCGGGUGUCUCUUCUUUAAUUACCGUGAGCGACACUUGGCCUGACGUUUCUGUGGGGUCAUCUGGGAGCCUUAGGAAAACCGCAAACCAAACCCCAGGGGGUGCUUUAAAGAGCCGGCCUUGGUGUCUUCCCAGAGCUGCUUAAAGCCUGAGCUGAGGUGUGGAGACCCUGACUCCUCCUUGACCUUGACCCAGAGCAGCCGGUGCGGGGAGUGGGCCCCUGGAUCCAGUGGCCCUGCACAGCCCCUGUUUGCACAGUGACCACCUGAACCUGUGUCUUAGCUCCCUGGGGUCGCAGUGUGCCCAGGGGGCGCCCCAACACCGACAGCGGCCUUGCAGACCCAGAACAGGCCGCGUGGCGCGAGGUCCUGGCGUCGCCUUCUGUUAACAUGUGCCACUAUAUUUUGCAUUUAUACCUUGGUAUUACACUCUUUUAUAAAUAGUUUCCCACUGUCCUCCGUCUGGAAUGCCUAUGGUGCCCCCCUCCUCUCUCGGUCCAGUUACAUUUUGUUUCUGUAUAUGACUCUGUUGUGUUUUUUAAAUAAAGAACUGUUUACAA